Messenger RNA from Brettanomyces nanus, 1728 nucleotides. RefSeq lists its product as uncharacterized. The coding region runs from base 1 to 1728 and encodes 575 amino acids. Gene Ontology annotation, molecular function: protein binding. The transcript has a single exon. NCBI's taxonomy places the organism in Eukaryota, Fungi, Ascomycota, Pichiomycetes, Pichiales, Pichiaceae. The record is from RefSeq and is a predicted model, not a curated record.
AUGUGGAUAAUAGAGUAUCCAAUUAGUGAUGAACCUCAUAGUGAACAGAGAGGACAUCUUUUAGAAGAAUCCAAACGAUAUAUCAUAGGAAGAUCACCACGGAGCGACUUUCACACCGAGAAGAAGAAGAUUUCAAAGGUUCAAUUCGUGGUAAGCUUCAAGAAUCAUGAUCUCGUCGUUGAUAAUAAAGGGAAGGGCAAAUUCGAUGUCAAUGGAGAUUAUCUUCCGAAUGGGAAGUGUUAUGGGUUUAGUAAACGUGAUAAAGAGGUUAAAGAUCUUCAUUUCUCGUUUCAAUCAGAGCCACUGGAGUUCAGAAUUAGGUACAAGCGAUUUGUACUGAAUGAUAGAGCCACAGUGGAGGAAUUGAACUCGAAGGGUGUGAAUGCUGAAUUCUCAUUGGAUGCAGAUCAAGUUUCUCAUUAUUUGAUUGGAUCUGAUGAUACUAUGGACACCAUUAUGGGAAUCUUUAGACGGAACAGGCAUCUUAAGCUUAUGACUCGAGAGUUUGUGGAGUCGAUAUUAAUUCAUGUGGCAGAUUUAAAGGAUGACUUUGAAAGAAACUGGCCUGAACAGCGAGAUAUGAUAGUCUUUGUGGUCGAUGAUAAUGAUUAUGAACGAAUGAAAGAUAUCUUUGCGGAAGAGAGCAGUGUUAAAAUAAGGAGAGUGAAAGAUCCAGGUGAAUUAGCCAGUAAUACAGCUGUAUGGAAAGGAACAGGGAGAGGAUUUGGAACAUUUGAAGGGUUGAAUGUUUCUGAAAUGACACUAAUUUAUGAUAUAUUGAGGAAAGAAGCGGAACCCCCCAGAAAGCAAACGAGAAGAACUAUCAGAAGGCCUAUUAGAAGGCCUAAUGCUAUUUCUGGACUACAAACUAUGAUGAAUUUUGAUAUUGGUGAUGACUUUAAGGUGAUAAAGUUAGAAGACAGUGCUAAAUCACUGGAUACCACACUUCAAGUGGUUGGAGAUAGUCAAUCAGAGGUGGAAGAAGAUGAAAUCAGGACCAACGAGGAGGAUAUUCCAACACCUCGGAAAACUCAAUUCAUGAAGGUUGAUAUGACAGAUAUUGAAAAAGUACAGGACAAAUCUGAAUUAACUACAGAUUCCAGAUCUUCAGAGUUAAUAAAGCUUGAAGCAGAGACAUCAGAUAGUCUCGUCAAAGCGUUUCAAGGAGUAAAGAAGGCCAAACAGAUCGAUGCUCAACAAGAAAAGAGUCUCAUAGAAUCCAUGGAUAAAGCAGGAACACCGGGAGUUAAAGUAGUGAAAUUCAAAGUGAGUGAAGAUGAGAUACAGAGAGGAUAUAAAGUGUAUCAGCCAGCUUCAUAUGGUGUCUUUUCUAAUCCCGAAUGGACCAACAGAAAGGAAUAUUCGAGGUUUAAAAAGACGGCAUUUCCAGAUGGAAAUCCUAUUACUGAUAGUACUGUUAAGGGAAUUAAGAUGAAGAUGGCAGAGUACAAAUCAAACUGUAUAUAUGGAGAAGAUGGUAAGAUGAGCAAGGCGGAAAAGGAGCUUCUAGAUUUCAAUUCUGGCUUGGAAGACUUGGAUAACGAAUUUGAAGUGGCUAACAAGAAGAGGUCAGGGGAUGUUCUUGGAAGUAGGAAGAAGUUCAAGACAAACACCGCACUAUUUGUUGAUAGCGAUAGCAUUGAAGAUGAUUUCGAGCCGUCAUUUCGCAGAAAGCUGCAAGUUGUGGAAGAAGACGAUGUUCCUACAUUUAGAAAAAGGAGAAGGUGA